GUUAAUCAUAACAACAGCGAUCUCCCUGUUCAGCCGGCUCUGUACAGAAAAAUGUGUCUGCUUUGUGUUUAACGAGUAUUUUCAAACGAAUAAGUGUCUAGUUGAUGUUUUGACCAAUCGAAAUCAAUAUGCUGUUCUACUCUUUCUUCAAAUCCUUGGUUGGCAAGGAUGUCGUAGUCGAGUUGAAAAAUGACCUCAGUAUAUGUGGGACGUUGCACUCAGUAGAUCAGUAUUUGAAUAUUAAAUUGUUAGAUAUAAGUGUUACAGACACUGACAAAUACCCUCAUAUGUUAUCCGUAAAAAAUUGUUUCAUCCGAGGAUCUGUCGUUAGAUAUGUCCAGCUACCAGCUGAUGAAGUUGAUAAUCAGCUAUUACAAGAUGCCACAAGGAAAGAGGCAAUGUCAUCACGUUAAUCAGUGUUCGUAAGAUCCAAGGAAAGAGGCAAUGUCAUCAUGUUAAUCAGUGGCCACAAGAUCCAGAAGCACACAAUUUCAGUACCAGAUAUUUUACUUUCCUUCUCAUAAAGAAACUCUCUUUCAUGCAAUAACUGGUAUGUAAUGUUCGAAGGCUGCAACCUACUUUCUUUUCCUUGUCUUUUUCCUAAGAGGACAAAAUGGGGACUUCAGUUUGUGUUCCUUUUCUAUUCUCAGUGAUUUCUUUUAUCUUAAAGCUAAUUUUUUACUUUUAUGGUUUGGUAGACUCUUCUUUUUAGAGAGGUGUUAAGGUGACAGUGCUAAACAAUUCUCAACUUGAGAGUGAAAAAUAUGAUUCAUUUAAAGAAUUGUCAUAACUUUGCUGUUAUGAUAACCAUGUCUGAUAAUUUUCUUUUGCAAGUAAAAAUUUAUUUUUAUUACUUCGAAAAAAAAACUAUUGGAAUUCACCAUUUGCAAUGAAAGUAAAGAAGGUCUCAGAAACUGUGCCAGAAGUUCUCUAUAUGGUACAAUAUCAUAAUCCUUAAGCUUGAAAUUUUGCCCUGUUUAUGUUUUUUUUUUCUCUCUGUAAUAUUAGAAUCACUUUAAAUUGAAUGUUUAAAAAAUGAGGCCCCUAUUUUUUACGUGAGAUAACAUUUGAUGUCAAAUAUUGUAAUCCUCUCAUAUGCGGCAAUACCUACCUCUCAUUUUGUAAGAUAUACCUCAACUAAAAUUAGUUCCAAAAAGUUAAUUUACCCAUUAAUCAGAAGAGGAUUUUAUUUACCAUGUGUUUUGCAAGUAGGCAAUCUGUUUAUCACCUAAUUUUAAGGUUUCAAGGCCUUCCCAUAAACUGUCUUCACAAAGAAAUAGACAAUCUCAUAAGUGUGAGAUGUCAGUAAGCUUAGAUCACUGAACUAUUUUUUCUGAAUGUAUAGUUUUUGUUUUAAAAUAAUGAACUAUUUUAGGCAUAUUUUCCAUUAUUAAUUGCCCAUAGUUUCCUCAAUCUCAAGGGUAGAUUUUUUCAAGAAUAAAUUAAUAAAUGUGAUCUCUUCAUAA
Molecule: messenger RNA, 1466 nt
Organism: Bemisia tabaci
Lineage: Eukaryota; Metazoa; Arthropoda; Insecta; Hemiptera; Aleyrodidae
Product: U6 snRNA-associated Sm-like protein LSm2
Biological process (GO): mRNA splicing, via spliceosome
Cellular component (GO): catalytic step 2 spliceosome; precatalytic spliceosome; Lsm1-7-Pat1 complex
Molecular function (GO): RNA binding
Source: RefSeq, a predicted model, not a curated record